Fimicolochytrium jonesii is the source of this 2169-nucleotide messenger RNA. RefSeq names its product cleft lip and palate transmembrane protein 1-domain-containing protein. The record is from RefSeq and is a predicted model, not a curated record. Gene Ontology annotation, cellular component: membrane; endomembrane system. The transcript has 16 exons. NCBI's taxonomy places the organism in Eukaryota, Fungi, Chytridiomycota, Chytridiomycetes, Spizellomycetales, Powellomycetaceae. Bases 73 to 1938 code for a protein of 621 amino acids.
GCAGCCCCAAGCAGCCAUCACUCGGGCUUUCCCAACACAAGUCCGCACAUCCCACAGACAGAGCUGUUUCAAAUGAGCGCUCCCGCUGCACCUGCUGCUGCUGCUGCUGCUCCUGGCGGCGCUCCCAACGCUCAGCAAGCCGGUGGCGGCGGCUUCUACUCUAUCGCUACGAGUAUCGGCCGUAUCCUGCUGAUUUCAUAUGCGGUCAACGCCGUCGGAAGGGCCUUCAAAGGAAACCAGGAGACAGCAGAUGUCGUACAGGGCAGUGCACCAACCGGGCAAGACGGUCCGGUGCCGGCCGCCCACCAGGUUCAUGUCCAGACCCGGACCCUUCAACCCUCUUGGUUGCCUGGCGACAGAGCUACUCUUUCUGCAUUUCUCACCGAGACGGAAAAUUUCAACCCGGAUGCCACACCCGUUUGGGAAGAGAAGGACAUUUUCUUCGGAGAGUGGAAGGGAAGAACGAAGGAAGUUACCAUCGACGUGCCCGAGAGCGUUCAACGAAACGGGAGUCUGUACGCCCAUUUCAUCCUGAACCCCACUGGGAAUGUUGAGCGUCAACCUGAGGAGCCAGCGCCAAGCCCUUUGUACUCUCGCAAAUUGCUCACCCGUUUCAUGCCCAAGCGCAAAGUCAAGAAGACCAAGAAAUUGGUGGCCUCAGAAGGAAGCUUAGCUGAUCCCGAGCCCGAGGAAGAGCAAGAGGAUGGACAGGUUCCAAUCAUAUCUUACUGGUGGCCCAAUGUCACCCUGAACGUGCUGAAUCAUGUGGCACCCCUACCCCCUACCACGCCACCUUUGAUGCUGAAAAACUUCGGCCUCGAGUCCGAUGGCGUGCACUACAAGCCGCCGUUCUACGUCAAUGACUUCUGGCUGACAGCUGAUCAGUUGUCUCCCAUCAAUGAAACCGUCAAGACCCUCAACCUUUCGCUCUCGUACAACCCCGUUUCGUACUUCAAGUACCAGGUGUUCACUGGCUUGGAGGAAAACCUUCGCGUGCAGCAGACGACACUUGGCGUUGCGGCUGCUGAGACGGACGACAUGAAGCGGAUGUUCAUGGACACCAACCCCUAUCUUCUCGGAGUCACGAUGUUCGUGUCUAUGUUGCACAGCAUUUUUGACAUCCUUGCUUUCAAGAAUGACAUCCAGUUCUGGCGUAAGCGUAAGGACAUGGAAGGACUUUCGUUCCGGGCUAUAACCAUGAACGUGGCUUUUCAGGCUGUGAUCUUCUUAUAUCUUCUGGAUAACGACACAAGCUGGAUGAUCAUUAUCAGCACCGGCGUCGGCCUUCUCAUUGAAAUCUGGAAGAUUCAGAAGACCGUUAUCGUACAGCGUAAACCGGAGUUUCCUUACGUUGAGUUCGUCGAUCGGGUCAAACCCUCCAAAUUGGCUUCCAAAACCAAGAAAUACGAUGAGAUGGCAUUCAAAUACGUCUCCCGAGCUCUCUACCCAUGUCUGGCGGCAUACGCCAUCUACUCGCUGGUUUACGAAGAACACAAGGGAUGGUAUUCGUACAUCAUUGGAACGCUCGUUGGUUUCGUUUACGCCUUUGGCUUCAUCACCAUGACACCGCAAUUGUUCGUCAACUACAAGUUGAAGUCUGUUGCGCAUAUGCCCUGGAAGACGUUCAUGUACAAGGCUCUGAACACUUUCGUUGACGAUCUGUUCGCAUUCGUCAUCAAGAUGCCGUGGCUGCAUCGUCUCGCCUGUCUCCGUGACGACGUGGUGUUCUUUGUCUACCUGUACCAGCGAUGGGUUUACCGUGAGGACAAGCGACGCAGGAAUGAAUUCGGGCAAGUUGGUGAAGAUGACAGAACUCGGCGAAGCCCGCGCCAGCAAGCGUCAUCAACCCCAACAUCAGCGGCGCCAAGCAGCGGAACAAGAAGCAGAAAGAUGCGAUUUGAUUAUGCCGUCAUCAACCAGAACUGGCCCAUGCUCUAACGCUAUGAAGGCGAUGUGUGGAUUCCUGCACAUGGUGGGGAAUGACCCUGGAUUAUAGGGGACAAAGAGGCUGUUAGUGCUAGAUUCCCCUAGUGAUUCCCAGCGUACGUGCAAUAGGAGAUGGAGCGAGCGUAGUAUACACACACACAUAUACAGUCAGUGUCCAUAAAGCUACCCGCCCGAAUUAAACCAGCGACUGCCGCGACGCCAUACUCACCGACUUUGAUUUCA